This is a messenger RNA of Drosophila melanogaster (fruit fly), 1872 nucleotides long. RefSeq names its product cytochrome P450 6d4 (gene Cyp6d4). NCBI's taxonomy places the organism in Eukaryota, Metazoa, Arthropoda, Insecta, Diptera, Drosophilidae. The transcript is spliced from 3 exons. Gene Ontology annotation, molecular function: iron ion binding; oxidoreductase activity, acting on paired donors, with incorporation or reduction of molecular oxygen; heme binding. The record is from RefSeq and is marked reviewed. Bases 78 to 1625 code for a protein of 515 amino acids. Gene Ontology annotation, cellular component: endoplasmic reticulum membrane.
UUUGAUAGUCAGUUAUAUAUUGACUUUCGCAGAGAAAGGGUGGAUUUAAAAAAAAGAAAAGGUGCACUACUUCGACUAUGUUUUCGCUGAUUUUAUUGGCCGUAACGCUAUUGACUUUGGCGUGGUUCUAUCUGAAGCGCCACUAUGAGUACUGGGAGCGACGCGGAUUUCCAUUUGAAAAACACUCCGGGAUUCCAUUCGGUUGCUUGGACAGUGUGUGGCGGCAGGAGAAGAGCAUGGGCUUGGCCAUCUACGAUGUGUAUGUGAAGAGUAAAGAGCGCGUCUUGGGCAUUUAUUUGCUCUUCCGUCCGGCUGUUUUGAUCAGAGACGCCGAUCUGGCUCGCCGUGUUCUGGCCCAGGAUUUCGCCAGUUUCCACGAUCGCGGCGUUUACGUUGAUGAGGAACGGGAUCCCCUGUCGGCCAAUAUCUUCUCGCUUCGCGGUCAGAGCUGGCGAUCGAUGAGGCACAUGUUGUCGCCAUGUUUCACAUCCGGAAAGUUGAAGAGCAUGUUCAGCACAUCCGAGGAUAUUGGUGACAAGAUGGUGGCCCAUCUGCAAAAGGAGCUGCCGGAGGAGGGCUUCAAGGAGGUGGACAUAAAGAAAGUGAUGCAAAACUAUGCCAUUGACAUUAUAGCCUCGACUAUCUUUGGCUUGGAUGUAAAUAGCUUCGAAAAUCCUGAUAACAAGUUCCGUAAACUGGUGUCGUUGGCCAGAGCCAAUAAUAGAUUCAAUGCCAUGUUCGGCAUGAUGAUCUUCCUGGUGCCCUCGAUAGCACAGUUCCUAUUCAGAAUAGGUUUUAAAAAUCCAGUUGGCCUGGCCAUGUUGCAGAUUGUCAAGGAAACCGUUGAGUAUCGCGAGAAACAUGGAAUAGUGCGCAAGGAUCUGUUGCAGUUGCUCAUUCAGCUGAGGAAUACCGGCAAGAUAGACGAGAAUGACGAGAAGUCCUUUAGCAUUCAGAAGACACCCGAUGGUCAUAUUAAAACCAUAUCCUUGGAGGCCAUCACCGCUCAGGCUUUUAUAUUCUACAUCGCUGGUCAGGAGACCACCGGAUCGACUGCAGCCUUUACCAUCUACGAGCUGGCUCAGUAUCCAGAGCUACUGAAGCGCCUGCAGGAUGAAGUGGACGAGACACUGGCCAAAAACGACGGAAAGAUCACCUACGAUUCCCUGAACAAGAUGGAAUUUUUGGACCUGUGUGUGCAGGAAACCAUUCGCAAAUAUCCGGGUCUUCCCAUUCUGAAUCGUGAAUGCACCCAGGACUACACAGUACCCGACACCAACCACGUCAUUCCGAAGGGAACGCCAGUUGUGAUCUCCCUGUACGGCAUUCACCAUGAUGCAGAGUACUUCCCGGAUCCCGAGACCUAUGAUCCCGAACGCUUCUCGGAGGAGAGUCGCAAUUAUAAUCCCACUGCAUUCAUGCCGUUUGGCGAGGGUCCCAGGAUUUGCAUUGCCCAGAGGAUGGGUCGUAUUAACUCCAAACUGGCCAUCAUCAAGAUCCUACAGAACUUCAAUGUCGAGGUGAUGAGCAGGAGCGAAAUAGAGUUCGAGAACAGUGGCAUUGCCUUGAUUCCCAAACAUGGAGUGCGAGUGCGUUUGUCCAAAAGAGUGCCUAAAUUAUCAUAAAAAUUACAAUUGCAAUGAUGAAAUACAAUAGUUAAGUGGCUAGCAAAUCACUCCGAUUAUUUGGAAUGAUAAGAGAUUACCGUCAGAUAAAAAACAAAAAGUGUACAAUAAAUUCAUUAUCAAAUCAUUAAUUAAUAUUUAAAUUCGAAAAUAACUUUUAUGAAUUAACAUAGUUUCUUGUUAUAAUAAUGUUACUUUUAACUCGCUCUCUAUUUAUAGGUAUUAUGUAAAUUAUAAAGUUGAAAUG